Molecule: messenger RNA, 1476 nt
Organism: Aspergillus aculeatinus CBS 121060
Lineage: Eukaryota; Fungi; Ascomycota; Eurotiomycetes; Eurotiales; Aspergillaceae
Product: flavin-containing amine oxidase
Exons: 2
Coding region: 1-1476 (491 amino acids)
Molecular function (GO): oxidoreductase activity
Source: RefSeq, a predicted model, not a curated record
AUGUCUCGCUCAAAAGAGGGCUUCCUAUGGACUCCCACCGAAACGACCUCUGGCCUGCCCACGGAUGCAGUGCAACCAAGCUCCCCGACCCUCCGCAACCGCUAUGACGUGAUCGUCAUCGGCGCUGGGUUCGCGGGCCUCACCGCAGCCCGCGACCUGAGUCAGAAGCACGGUCUGGCCGUUCUCCUGGUGGAAGCCCGCGAUCGCAUCGGCGGGCGCACAUGGACGGCCCGAGUGCUCGGGGAGGAGAUCGAAAUGGGCGGCACCUGGGUGCACUGGAACCAGCCGCAUCUCUACGCCGAGCUACAUCGGUACGGACUGCGCCGGAACCUGAAGACCUCCGCGGGGACCUACGCGCCCCAUGAGCAGUUGUUCAAGUCGUCAGGCGGUGCGGUGGAGAAGGUUUCCCACGAGCAAUAUGGACCGGUUCUGGAGCGUGUGGCGCAGAGGGUCUUCGCGAUCGACGGGUUGGACAGUCGGGCCUUGAUGCCGUAUCCCCAUGACCCGCUGCGGACGCCCACACCGUGGAAGAAGUACGAUCAUCUCAGUGUUCAGGACCGAUUGGAUCAGCUGGCAGACUUGGGUCAAUGGGAGAAGGAGUUGUUCGCGUCCAACGUUAGCACGUUCGGCAGUGCCCCGGCGAAGGAGACAGGGUUCACCGACGCACUGCGCUGGUUUGCGCUCGGGGGUCACAGCAUGGCGGGAGUGUUCGAGCUGGCAGGGAUUUACAAGCUGGGUCGGGGCGGGAUGACCUCCCUUGCUCGGGCGAUUCUCAGCGAGUAUGCCGGGGACAUUAGUUUUAGCACGGUUGUCGCCGAAGUGAACCAUGUGGUGGAUGGUGUUGAGGUGCACACGAAGGAUGGACGGAGGUUCCGAGCUGGCGCGGUCAUCUCAACGAUCCCACUGAACUGUCUCGGCGACAUCCGAUUUAACCCUUCCCUCUCGCCCCUUCGUCAAACCGCCGUGAGCCAAGGCCACAUCAACCGCGGCGCAAAGAUCCACUUCAAGCUACGUGAAACGCUGCCCGGCUGGUUCUGGACGGCCAAUGACGCCAGCGACUCGGAGUUCGUCUUUGCGUUCUCGGACCACAACGGCACCCAGCCUUCGGGACCAUCGGGCACCUGGUGCAUAGGCUUCGGGUACAAUGGGCAUUUGACCCAGAAGACCGACAGUGAGUAUAUCGUGCAAAGGUUCAAGCGGGAUAUCAAGCCCGGUGUCACUGUUGAAGCAUACGCGACCCAUGACUGGAUGAACGACCCGUAUUCCAAGGGCGUGUGGGCCUGCUGGGGCCCCAACAGUGCAUCGGCCCAUCUGCAAGAGCUCCAGAAACCGCACGGUCGCAUUCUUUUCGCAAGUGCGGACUGGGCGGAUGGUUGGCGGGGCUUUGUCGAUGGAGCCAUCGAGCGAGGUCAGGUAGCUGUUCGGGAUACUGUGCGGCUGUUGAAGGAUAUUUCCACGGUGUCUGCCAAACUGUAA